Xiphias gladius (swordfish) is the source of this 5975-nucleotide messenger RNA. RefSeq names its product WAS/WASL interacting protein family, member 2b (gene wipf2b). The transcript is spliced from 8 exons. The record is from RefSeq and is a predicted model, not a curated record. Gene Ontology annotation, molecular function: actin binding. Bases 828 to 2222 code for a protein of 464 amino acids. Lineage: Eukaryota; Metazoa; Chordata; Actinopteri; Istiophoriformes; Xiphiidae.
AAAGGCAGUGAAAUCUCCCUUUGUCGCUUUCGUGAAUAAAACAAACGUAAAAGUGGUUUCACACAGUGUUGAGGGUUUAACUACGACGCCCUGCCACAGCAGGUCGCUCGGGGCUGUGAGUCAAGCUUCCCCUCGCUCAUCAGAGGCGGACUCCAGUGGUGAGGGAAUGGGGAAGAAAGUACUGAGUCCUGACUCCUGCAGACACAGACCGUGAGGUAGAGGACCAUCCGGGCUCCUUCAGCGGAGUCCGGCUGCUCCGAGUCGCCGCAGGGGUCCAGCAGAGACGGAUCGCAACGCUGCAACACACUGCGUACAAGCAGAAACACAGACACGCCACAGCGCGGUUCACUUCACAUUCACAGUCCGUCAACCAACACCCGAGACGAGCGACGACAACCGUUAGCUCGGUCAGUUAGCUUCGGCUAGCUCACGAGUACCGCUCGCGUUUUCACACACUGCAGUUUAUCGUUUGGAGCAGAAAAGUCCAGCCUGGACGUUCAGAAACCCUCGAACCCCUUCUCGGAACCGAGCAGACGCUAACCGAGCGGCUUUAACGUUAGACGUUGUAGUUUUUAGAGACUUACGCUCGGACUUCGGCCAUUUCUGCUUUCAAAUCUCCGCCACGAUCAUCCGAUUGGACGCUUCGCGAUGACGUCGUAGCCCGUUCAGCCAAUCGUGGAUCUCCUUUUUGUUUUUAUCGGAAAUGCCGCAGAAGAACAUUAAAGAAAUGAAGAGCACGAGAGAAACGUGGGCACAAAAUGAAGUUAAACGUUGAAAUAAGAAAGAAACGACGCUGAAAGUCUCCGUGUUUAAAAGCUGCUUCAUUCAUGGACGGGUUGCCAGGUGAGUGUUGUAUCAGCAGCAAGAUGCCCAUCCCUCCCCCGCCUCCUCCUCCACCGGGGGGACCCCCGCCUCCCCCCACCUUCAGCCAGGCCAACACUACCCCUCCGAAGCUGAGCAGAGAGGAGGCCAAAGGUCGCGGCGCUCUGCUGUCGGACAUCUGUAACGGCACCAAGCUGAGGAAGGUGUCGGUGGUGAACGACCGCAGCGCUCCGCUGCUCGACAAGCCUAAAGGAGGCGGAGCCAGUGGGAGCGGCGCGGCAAGCCCAUCGGGUUCUGCUCCACCAAUCGGAGGCCUGUUCACGGGCGGAGUUCCCAAGCUGAGGCCAGUCGGAGACGGCUCCUCUGGUCGUUCUCCCUCCGCCCGAGCCGCGGCACCCCGUCCCCCCAGUCAUCGCCACGACGGCUCCGAGAGCCCCUCCCCUCAAGCGUCGUCGCCAUUGGAGACGUGUCGCUCCCAGCGUCCUUCACUCCCCAACCUGUCCUCCUCUCCCUCCCCCUCCUCCCCCUCCUCUGCCGCCUCCUCCCCCUCCGCUGGCAUGAAGCACUCCUCCUCCGCCCCGCCUCCCCCUCCUCCCCUCUGUCGCCGUGGUAACGCCCCCUCCCCUCCAUCCUCCUCCACCUCUUACAACAGAGAGAAGCCCCUCCCCCCAACCCCGAACAACACCCCGCCCCUCCCCUCCAAACCUCCCCCAUCUCCUAGCAACAGCAGACGCCCUCCCACCUCAGGAGGUAACCCUGCCUCUUCCACCGCCUCCUCCUCUCUGGCCCCCCCCCCUCCUCCUUACCGCAUUACCAACGGUCCGACAGGUGGCGGCGGGGAGUCGGCGCCCGAGCUGCCGCAGCGUCACAACUCCCUCAGCAACAAGCGGACCGCCCCCUCGCCUGGAGGCCACACCCCCACCAGAGGCCCCGCCCCACCUCCUCCCCCCGCCUCUCCCACCCCCUCCCAGCAGGGCGCCAACAGGCCGCCGCCUCCCGUCAGAGAGCCGCCAGGUAGAGGAGCAGCUCCUCCUGUUCCGGUGCAGUCAUCGUCCUCGAGGGCGGGCGGCAGAGAAGCCCCACCUCCUCCUCCUUACAGGACACAUGGUAGCCCCUCCCUCUCCUCUGACCCCCCCACCAGAGGGAAACCUCCUCCCCCGCCCACCCGCACCCCUGCUGCUCCUCCCCCGCCUCCCCCUCCUCUCCGCAACGGACACUCCUCCUCCUCCUCCUCCUCCAUCCCUCGCUCCUUCGUCGAUGACUUUGAGUCCAAGUAUUCGUUUCAUCCUCUGGACGAUUUCCCUCCUCCAGACGAGUACAGACACUUCACCAAGAUCUACCCCAGCAAGGCCAACAGAGUGAUGAGAGGAGCUCCUCCGCUGCCUCCUGUCGGGAGGUGAACCACGAAAACUACGUCACAGCUGGACCACGCACGCACACAGAUCAACACAACAUGCAUCCUCCAUCCUGUUUGAAGACAUCUGCAGCGUCCAGCUUCAUCACCCUCGACUCCGCCAUCACCGCCUCAUCUACGCUUACAGCCGAUUGGCCGACGGCCGGUCCGACAGAGAGACAAACCGACCGAUCCCGUGUCUGCAGGAGAUGUGAACGAGGAGGAAACGGGAUUUUAAAUCUGACGUGAAACGAGGAGACGUGGAAGUUCAAAUCCUGACAGGGGAGCUGCCGGCUCAGCUGCUGCUUCUCUGGACCGCGUGACCCUGCAGUUUUUAGUUUUUAGUUUUGCACCUGCACUUUUUUUUGUUUGCAAGACCAAGAAGCAGCUCAUCAUCUGUCUGAACGUCUGAGGAGGUUAAUGCAGAGUCUCACACACGAAGGGGGACGGUUUGUGGCGCUAAGAGAUGCUGCGGGGACCUUUGGUGGUACGAUCCUUUUGGAUUUUGUGGAUUCGGGCUCCGGGUGGAGGUGUUCUUACCGAAGGAUUGGCCGUGUGACGGACGGACGUCAGUGAAAAUGAGUGUCCCGAUGUCCGUCACAUACGUGAUUUAAUUAAACUGAACCGUAACAAACGGGAAACGAGGCAGUGUGUCGUGGAGUAGGUCUGGAUCGUGAACAUCACUAGACAUUUUGGGAAGUUGUCCCGCUGCUAGAUGAGAAGAUUGAUGUCACUCUCAUGUCUUGUUGCCGGGCAGAAGUGGUAGGUGGAUGAAUCAGCCGGUGUCUACAUGCACUUAAAAAAUCGGGUUACUCAGAGAAAGCAGAGCCUGGAAUAUGGAGCAGGAUUCGUGGUUCUGGUAGUAACCUCAGGUUUAUGUUUGACAUGACAGAUGUAAAAGUGUGUAAAAGCUCCGCCUACUGAAGGGGGCCUCCCCAGUCCUAGAAGAGCCCUCGGAGUCUCUCUGAGGACGAAACCCCUUUUGCUUUGCCUGAUGAUUCGAUUUGAGAUGAGCGACCCUCGUUACUGCAGAGGACCAGCUCCUUCCCGUGUAGGAGCUGGUCCCCUCCUCUCUUCUUCAUCUCGUUUUUUUCCUGUCAUUGUGAUUUCGUCUACCGGUCUCAUCCUACAACAGAUCGGACACCUGCCUGUGAGAAGUGGAAGUCGGUCCACUUACUGCUUUGAAUCUUGUUUUUAUGGUUUUUAUUCGACACCAUCGAGGCUGCAGCUGAAACAACGAGGCUGAAACUGUCUCACGCAUCCGAGCAACCCCUUAAUUGAACGGAACACACACAUGAAACGACAGUCAGGUCUCGGCGUUUGCUGAUGAUGGCGGUGAUAUUAGGAGCCUGUUCACAAAUGUUCCGGUUUGCUCUUCGCCUGCUGCCAGUAGACGUGUCCGCGUCGCCUCGGGAAGACCUGGCUCGACCCCCCCCCCCGGCUCAGCGCGAUUGCGGUUGUCAGGUUUGGUGAAGCCAGAUUACGAAACGCGUCCUGGGUCGGUUGAACCGGCUUCGUGGUUCAGGCCUCUGGUUACGCCGGUAAUCAGUCGACGAGUUUACCUGUAGCGAAGUAACUGUAACUGUUGAACUUCCAUGACUCUCGAUACCAAAUGUGAUAACACAGCAAGAGGUAGAGAACAGCCCCACACACACACACACACACACACACGCUUCCAUGUAGUCAGUGUGUAAGCAGUAGAUCACAUGACUAACACGGCGACGCAGUUCAGACGUCGGGAUCUGAACCGUUUGACGGCGUCUUGUCAGCAGAAAGUCAACUGCUGAGCUGCGAUCAGGUCCGCACGCCUGUCUCUGAGCGCGAGGUCUGUCCUCCUGUCCUUUGAAAAGGUCUGGGACACUUCGCAUCCUGGCUUCGGCUCGUCCCCGUUGAUCGGCUCUUCCCGACAAGCGGCGAGCGAGCGAACUCUAGCGGACGGAUCGAGGGACGAGAGGUUUGUUCGCGCCGCCGUGAUUUCUGCCCCUGAAAACGAGCGGGUUUCGAUCAUUUCCUCGGCUCGAAGGUUUAUUUUUUCUGAUUUGUACAGGUUGUGUUUUAUGUAGACUCAUUGUGAGCGAUGUUGGUGUUGACCGAAACAAUCUGGCGACACCCGACUUAACCUCUGACGCUGUGCGGUGGAAACACGCCGCCAGCACAUCUUAAGCCCCUCCUUUAUGCUAAGCUAGGCUAGGCUAAGCUAAGCUAGCCACAUCCUGACUCCAGCUCUGUACCGAGCUCUAAGACAUGAGACCGAUCCAUCUGAAUAUCUAGCACGAGAACAACAUUCCAAAAUGUUGAACUAUUCCUUUAAUGUUCAUAAUUCAGAGGUCCUGAUAAACCAUGAAGACAAACUCACACUGACCUCAGCAACCUGGCCUUCAGCAGGCUGGAUCUGGAUCUGGAGCUGGAUCUGGAGCUGGAUCUGGAGCUGGAUCUGGACCUGGAUCUGGAGCUGGAGCUGGAGCUGGACCUGGACUUGGACCUGGACUUGGACCUGGAUCGGACGGGUCCAGAUUAACAGUAAACUGAGUUGAAAUCGGUUCUUUUGACGUCCUCCUUCGCUGUGAAACUGCGAACCAACGGGAAGGAUUUACACUCAGACCAGAUGAAAACACCUGUAAACGCAUCAACUCCCCUGCGUCGUCAUCAUCUGACGCACCUGUCACGGUGAUGUCAGCGACGCGACCGGCUUUAUUUUGCCGGGACGCGACCUGAUUCGACCUCCAGCACGGACAGAGAUCAGUUUCUUACGAGGUCGAGUCUCUAAGUGCCAAGACGGACCGAAGUGAGCCAGGGAAACUCGCCUGGACUCACCUGGACUCCUUCCCUCCUUCUGUAACUAAACACUAACCUUGUUGCACGUUGUCUUUCUCUGAGUUUUCGCAGCAUGGCGGCGACGCUUCGCCUUCCUACAAGCAGUGUUAAACAGUUACAAAAGACUCGCAGCAAACCGAUGAGUUGGCUCCAGCAGGUUCGGUUCGACCCGACAGAGCGAUGGGACGACGAGGUUUACCGACGAGGUCGUUAUAAUCCGGUGAAAUAUGUCGCUCAGUUAUGACGAGGAAAAAAGGAUUCAUAUAAUGAGUCGGAAUAAUCAGAAUUUUACAGAUAAAGUUUCCGAAUUUCGAGAGCAAAUUGUAAUUUUAAGGGAAAAAGUUGUAAUAUUUAGAGAAUAAAGUCAUUAGAGCUGCAACUAACGAUUAUUUUCAAUAUCAGCUCAUCUGCUGAUUAUCUUCUUUCUAAAACUUCAGAAAACUGUUAAAAAUACCGAUGAGAAUUUCCAAAAGUCCAACAUUACGUGUUCAGAGAUCUUAGAAGAAGAAAAGCAGAAAGUUUUCACAUCCAAGAAGCUGGAACCUUCAACUACUUGGAAUCUUUGCUUGAAAAUCGACUUAAAGGAUUCGUUCAUUAUCACAAUAGGUGCUGAUUCAUUUUCUUUGAGUCGUUCAGCGUCGCAGCUCUCAAAUUCACGCUUCCAGUAAAAGGUCAUUUUUUGGGCAAAAAGUCAAAUUAUGAGAGUAAAUGUAGAGAGAACAAGAUGCAACGAGGAAAAGUCACAGUAUUAGAAGUAUAGCUGUAAUGUUAAGGGAUGUCAUUUUAGAAGAAAAUGUGAUAAUAAGAUAAAGUUUGUGUUACUAAAGAAAAGCUGCAGUGUCAUAAAAAAUGAAUUGUGCCAUAAAUUGUAUAAAGGUCACUAUUAUGAAAAUGUAAAAAUGAGAAUGUUAUAAAAAUAAAGUCGUAAUGUUACGAGUAAAACUCA